Molecule: messenger RNA, 2392 nt
Organism: Paramacrobiotus metropolitanus
Lineage: Eukaryota; Metazoa; Tardigrada; Eutardigrada; Parachela; Macrobiotidae
Product: protein SERAC1-like
Exons: 2
Coding region: 332-2161 (609 amino acids)
Source: RefSeq, a predicted model, not a curated record
CAAAACUUACAAUAUUAAAGCCAGGACUGCGUAUAUUUUUUAUGGUUAUUCUUAGGUCAUUCUUAGGUUGUCUGUUUACUGGAACACUAGUUAGCUGUUAGUUCACUUGUUGCGGCAUUAUUAUUAUGAGUCGGAUGAGACUAACGGCUAUUAAACCGUAAGUUAUACUCGGUAAACUGUUCAAUGCUUUAUUCUGCACGGUCUGCACCAUAAGAGAAAAGUUGACGACGUAGUAGUGGUUGUUUCGGAUAACGCUGAGAACUUUAAGGGCUAUCAGUAUCUGGAUCGGUUUUAUGGAUCGUCGUGAAAUGAGAGGAGUUUGUACGUCGGAAUGCAGCAGUCGACGUUCUGGACUCGACGGCGAUAUUUCGUUAUUGCUGGUGUUGGGAGUUUCUUCGUCGGUAUCGCCACCGGCAGCUGUACAUUAUACGUGAUACAAAAAUGGCGUCGCACUGAGAUCCCUUCCGUUACUUUGGAUGGCCGUGAAAAGUACAUCUAUAUUGAACGCAAUAAGUCCACGCAGAUUCAGGACCGUAUCCCUAUACGCAUCGACAAGUUCGUGCCCGAUCUGUUCAAUGCAUCCAAUCUGGUGCGCGCCGUUCUCCUGGAUGAGGAACGGCGGGGACGGAUCAUCGACGAUCUGGCGCGGCGCUCCUGGAUGGCCUUCGAAGCCUACCAGAUCGCGCAGAAAGCCUUUGCAUACCCGAAACUAAUGAUUUCUCUCGCGCGCGCCGAGAAUUUCAAUCCUGAUUUAUUGUUCCGACCUGGGAAACUCAAAGAUCAAUUCCUGCGAGAAAAUCUGUGCGACGAUUUAAUAACUAUCCUGAAAAAAUGCCCGGCCACGAAAAACAUGCCGCGCUUGGCUCUGAAGAAAGACAGAGCGUUGCGUUAUGCUGCACGGACGUCGAACAUGGUCUCUGAGUAUUUAAUGGGCCUAGCUGGGCCGCCGUCGGAAACCCAGAAGAGUAAAUUCCUUCUGGAAACGCUGAGUGAAAUGUCCGAACAUCCGGAGUGUUGUCUCAAAAUGAGGGAUGAUGGAAUUAUCCGAGUGUUGAUUAGACUCUCCAAAGAGCUUUCUCUGAAUAUUGAUGAUUACCGAUGCAUUGUGAGAAUACUCGCCAAUGUUUCGGCUGUGGCUUACGACGAUGCUCUGCUUGAAGAAAUUACCAGGUCUGGUCUGCUGAAAAUGUUAGCUGAAUGGUCGAACUCUUCAGAUUUGGAUCUGUGUCUGCGAGCAUCCAAAACUCUGUCCAAUUUGGAUAAAGAGUCAGAUCCUUACUUCUACACCAGCGGAGUUUACCUGCUUCAUCCUCUGAAGUUGCCAAAGACGGAACCGGUGUUCGACAUUGUGUUUGUGCACGGUUUGCGCGGUGGUGUUUUGAAGACAUGGCGGCAAAAUGAUGCCGCCAGACGCAGUACGAAUCGCCAGCAGCUUCCCAUGAAUGUGGAUGAACCUUACUUACAUACCCAGUGUUGGCCUAAAGAUUGGCUGCCAGUGGACUUCCCCUCCAGUCGCAUAAUCGCUGUGGAUUACGAAACGUCCUUUGUUCUGCCGACUUUCCCAGCAACAGGAAAUGGUGGUAACAGCGGCGUUCUGGAACUUCGCAGUGCUGACCUACUGGAACGAUUGCACUUGGCCGGAAUCGGAAAGCGACCAGUGUUCUGGAUAUCGCACUCAAUGGGUGGACUUCUGGUUAAGCAGAUGUUGCUGUUGUCUUUGGAAAAACCGGAAACGUCCGAUUUGCUGAAGAAGACCCUGGGUUGUGUCUUUUAUUCGACACCCCAUCUUGGUUCACCGUUUGCUGACCAGAUGGCCCGCCUUUUCAAAGUCUCUCCAGAAGUACAGGAUCUGCGGAUCAACAAUCCUUAUUUGCUCAAAUUGCAAGAGAAAUUUUCCCAUCUGGUUCAAGAGCAUGCGUUGAAUUUGCUGAGCUUUGGAGAGACACUGCCUGAUUACAGGAUAAUCUCUACGCGAUUUGUUCCCGUAGAUAGUUCGAAUAUGCGAAUUGGGAAGUUUGUUGAGCUGGGCGAUGCGACGCAUUUUGUCUCAUGCAAGCCUUCUCAUCCUCGUUCGGCCAUGUAUUGUGAACUGAUAAAUUUUUUGCGAGAAUUGCUCAUUUCUUAUGAAGAUAAUGGAAAAGCAAAGCCUGAUACCAGCUAGCUCGUGCACUAAAUUGGUACAGUUUAUAUGUCUGUGUUAAUUCUUGCUAUGUGUAGCUUUACAUUUUUCGGUUCGCAGUGUGUACUUGCUCAAGUCAUUACUACUCAAAUCUGUGAUCGGGAUCUUCGGCCAUUGUAUCAUAAUUAACAUUUAUGGAUCCAUAAAAUUACUAUCACAUUUGCACUUUGCAGAUGAAUGUUAAUCUGUCGCUCUCGCUUCGAAAAACUUGUU